Messenger RNA from Prorocentrum cordatum, 891 nucleotides. The record is from the annotation of a GenBank genome assembly. Lineage: Eukaryota; Dinophyceae; Prorocentrales; Prorocentraceae.
AUGCAGGCCAGCGGCGGGAGCGGCGAGCAGUCGCUGCUGCACGCCAAGCUCGCCACGCUGCGCCGCGACGUGGAGGGCCUCGGCGUCGACGGCCGCCGCGCCGCCGCCGAGCCGCCGAGCCGCCGCGCCGCCGCGGCCUCGCCGCACGGCGGCUCGCCCGCGCCGGCACGCGGCGGGGGGGCCGAGGCGGCGGCGCUACGCGAGGAGCUGGCGGCGCUGGAGAGCGCCACCACUAAGACGUCCGAGAGGCCCCCCAGCAACCCAACUCGUGUGCUUCCGAACCUGUGGGAGCAGUCCGGGAGCCCGCCCAGCGAGCUGCAUGAGGAGCUGACUGGAGCUCAGCGGGAGCCGGCCCAGGCGGGCUUGUGGCAGCGCCGGUACGAGGAGGCGCAGCGGAGGGGCGACGCGCACGAGCUGGCGCUGCGCGAGCUGCGGUUGGAGGGCGAGGGGCGGGGCAGGGAGGCCACGCUGCUGCAGCAGUACCUGCGGAAGCUGGAGGACGAGGCCAGCAUCCGUGACGAGCAGCGGAGGCGGCUGCUGCAGGACGCAGAGCAGCUCUCGGAGAAGCUGCGCUUCUCCGAGGCGGCCAGGCGGCGGCUGGAGGCGCAGAUGCACGAGCUGGAGGACGGCUUCGCCCGCUGCGUGGGCCGCAUCACGCGCGCGCGGGCCGCCGGGGUGGUGAACGCGUCCCUCGGCGACGACAAGCCCGUGGCGCGCUUCGCGGUGCUCCGCGCGGCCGAGGCGGACGACGGGGCCGCCGUGCUGGAGUUUUUUGAGGAGCCGGACUCGGCGUGGGAGAUAACGUCGCUGGACCUCUCGCCGGAGGCGGGCCCCGCGGGCGAGGCGGCGCGGGCGAUCGUGGAGGAUCAGGGGGCGGCGGCCUGCUGCUGA